Messenger RNA from Maniola jurtina (meadow brown), 3129 nucleotides. Its product is annotated as coronin-2B-like. The transcript is spliced from 12 exons. Gene Ontology annotation, molecular function: actin filament binding. NCBI's taxonomy places the organism in Eukaryota, Metazoa, Arthropoda, Insecta, Lepidoptera, Nymphalidae. The coding region runs from base 787 to 2430 and encodes 547 amino acids. The record is from RefSeq and is a predicted model, not a curated record. Gene Ontology annotation, biological process: actin filament organization.
ACACCUUUUAGAAAUUCUCGGAAUAUUUACACAAUAAUUAUUAAGUACUUAGUUUGUUAAAACAAAAAUGUCUUACAUAAUAUUUCAGUACUGAAUUUUUACUAUGACCAUUCAGUUCAAAGCAUUAUACAUUAAAAAGUAAGUAUUAUAAUUAGUCAAUAAUCAUAAAAGAUCUCUAAACAACUAGUAAUUAUUUUGAAUGACUUUCGAACUCGAAAAAAAGAGUAAAAUUUUACAUUGGGCAUAAAAUUUGCAUACAUUUUUGAAAGUAAUAAUUCAAACGUUUAUUACAUAAAACAUGCGUUGCAUAACAAAAAUGUUUUGGGUAAAUUGUACUUAAUUGAUAUACUGUCUAUCGCUACAUCGUACAAUGGAUAUCUUUUCUCCCAGCAUCACUGACUACAUAGUAGUUACAUUUCACUUUUUUUUCGCUUGCCGCUCAAGGCACGCGUCUGCGCCGUCGCUGUCAUAAUCACACACGAAUAAAAUAGUUUUGAAUUGCUUAAGUGUUCACUCGUCAUGUAGAAGCAUUACGUAUUGUUACUCUUAAUUUGCACAAUUUCGUUUUAUGCAGCUCUCUUAUGUUAUGUCCUAUCAUUUGUUUUUUUGUUCUUUGAAAUUUUUCAGUGUUUGUUUCGCAGCUCGUGAUGUUGUGGGCGCCUAAAUUUUCAGUUCCUUGUUUACAUAAUUAUGUAUUGUAAAAUGCACAAACUGUGUUCAUAGUUUUUGGAGAGUGAAUCUUAUGUAGUGCAUGUCUUGAAGUUGCACCAGAGUAGUGGAGACGAGAUGACUAAUUCACAGGUGUGGUUCCGUGGCGUGAGAAGCUCGAAGUUCCGCCAUGUGUACGGCGUUCCCUUCAAGCGGGAACGUUGUUACGACAACAUAAAAAUCACGAGGAAUGCGCACGACUCCAACUUUUGCGCGGUGAACCCUAAAUUUGUCGCUAUAGUCACAGAAGUCGCUGGCGGCGGCGCCUUUCUGGUUCUACCAUUGGACCACACUGGUCGUCUAGAUUUCAACGCGAGUCGCGUCACGGGCCACAAAGGGCCGGUGCUGGAUAUCAAAUGGAACCCGUUCAACGAUAACAUCAUAGCCUCGUGUUCCGAUGACUGCACGGUAAAACUAUGGCACAUCCCAGACGGAGGGCUGUCGAUGCAUUUGACAGAUUGGCUUGUGGAACUCCACGGCCACAAGCGGCGCGUAGCCUACAUCGAGUGGCACCCCACCGCCGAGAACAUUCUGCUCAGUGCUGGAUUUGAUUACUUGAUCUUUGUAUGGGAUGUGGGUAAAGGCGAAGCGGUUAAGGUGAUCGACUGCCACAGUGACGUCAUAUACUGCAUGUCCUUCAACCGCGAUGGAUCUCUUAUUGCUACUACUUCCAAGGACAAGAAGUUGCGAGUGAUCGAACCGAGACGUGGUAUCGUCCUUUCUGAAGGUCAGUGCCACACCGGCACCAAGGCUUCGAAAUGCACCUUCCUCGGCAGCCAGGGCAAGGUGCUGACCACCGGGUUCUCGCGCUACAGCGACCGGCAGUACGCGGUGUGGGACCAGCACGACCUCAGCAAGCCGCUGCUGUGCGAGACCAUCGACAGCUCCUCCGGGGUCGUCUUCCCGUACUACGACUAUGACACUAACAUGGUGUAUCUCGCUGGCAAAGGCGACGGCAACAUCCGCUACUACGAAGUGGUCGACGAGCCACCAUACGUGCAUUUCCUUAAUCAGUUCCUCUCUGGAAAUCCUCAACGCGGGCUAGGCUUCAUGCCCAAGCGUGGCGUAAACACGUCGAUCUGCGAAGUGUUCCGGUUCUACAAGCUGCAUACGUCGCGCGGCCUCUGCGAACCCAUCUCUAUGAUCGUGCCGCGCAAAUCUGACUGCUUCCAGGAGGACCUGUACCCGGACACGGCGGCGCCGCAGCCCGCCAUCAGCGCGCGCGACUGGCUCAGCGGCAUCAACGCGCCGCCGCUACUCAUCAGCAUGAAGACCGGAGUAACGAUAUCCACACACAAGCCGCGUACAAACAAGGACGCACCAGCGCUUCAGCCGCAGGACGCUAACAACAGGAAGAAGUUCGCGUUCCUGUCGCGCGAGACCACGCCCGACUACCGCCCGCUCGCCACGUGGCAGGACAACCACGACCAAGACGCGCCGCAGGUGCAAGUAACGGAGAAAUGCCAGAAGACGUCCGCGAACCAAAACACCAAGUUCCACCAACUGCAGCGUAUGUUCGGCAAGCAGACGGGCGAGACCGAACCCGUGCCGCUCUACAAGCAGAUCAACCAGGGAGACGUGUUCAACACCGAGCACGAGCUACGUCUGGCUUUCAAUCGGCAAGGCGAAGAGCUGAGGAUCGUGAAACGGCAGUUGCAGCUAAGUCAGCAGAGGGUGCGCGAGCUUGAGCAGCACAUCGCGGCGCUGCAGGCGCGGCUGUAGACACGCGCCUUAACAGUUAAGGCAUUUUCACAUUAUCCCAUAUUCUGACCCACGUAAAAUCUGAAGACUUAUUCCAUAACUUCUUUUGACAUUUAGUGAUUCUUCUUUUUUUUUGUUGGAGGAACAUCUUCAAGGUAAGAAUGAAUGGAUAUCUUCUAGGCAAGCGAGCUUCAACAUAUACUUUAUCCUUACUUUCCAAUAUGCAUGGUCCCAUUUUAAUGGAUAAUCACAACUUUGAUGAAACAACCAGAGUUACUAAAUGUCAAAAAUACGUUACGGACGGGGCAAGUGUUUCUGGUAAAGAUAUUGGAUUGGGCAAUGUGAAAAGCUUUUAAACUUUUCUUUUCAAUUCACCCCGAAAUAGUAUAAUAUCUGAAACUGCAUAAUUAUGUGAGAAAUGUGCUCUCUUUCGCUCUCUAUAAAAUAUUGGUUAUUGAUUGACUCUUGUUCUCUUGUAACAUUCCAAAAUAUAGUGAAUGAAGAAAACAUAAAUUAAGAAAAAUAAUGUCUAAUAAUCGUACAUUGAGAUCUAGAAAGGCUAUGAUUUAUUCGAAAAAAAGGCAUAUCCAAUAAAAAACGUUAAUAAUAAUCGUAUUCAUUAACCGACUUCCAAAAAGGAGGUGGUUCUCAAUUUGGUCCGUUUUUUUUUUACAAGAUAACGAGCCAUUCUUAAACACAAUAUAAUUUGAAUGAAUAAUU